UAAAAUAAUCAUGACUUGUCUUCCAAAUAGAUUUAUGAAUGAGUGCGGUAGAAGCAAAGCUGAUCAGUCACUAUAUGGUUUGCUGGAGCCUCAAUCUAUACAAAAUGCUAAGGAAAGACGUCAACAAUGCCAACAAUACAUUGAAACAUGGGUCAAGGAAUCACAAAGGCAGUUGUAUUUAGGAGCUUACUUGCAUCAGGCACAUUGGCAACUAUUUGUUCUCCACCCAAGGGAAAACACGGUCGUUUGGUUUUGUUCUCUGAGGAAGAAGCCUGAUAUUAACAUCAAAGGCGCAAUUAACAGUGCAAUGAAGACAAUAACUAGUUCUUUUGAAGGCAUGUCUAAUCAAGGUGCACCUUGGUGGGUUGAACCCAAGGUAAUCAGUACUUGUUUGUAA
Messenger RNA from Glycine soja, 397 nucleotides. RefSeq lists its product as uncharacterized. Lineage: Eukaryota; Viridiplantae; Streptophyta; Magnoliopsida; Fabales; Fabaceae. The transcript has 3 exons. Bases 11 to 397 code for a protein of 128 amino acids. The record is from RefSeq and is a predicted model, not a curated record.